AAUAUAGGAACAAUAAAGAUAGAUAUCAUCUUCCUCUUUCCUUUUCAUAAAGUCUAAACCCAACGCGCCAUGGAAUCUUUUUGAGAGACUAAAGCUUCCAAGAACUGAAAAUUCAAGUAACUGGGAAGCUUCGAGCUGUGCGAUUCGCCAUUUCUUGACAGAUUUAGAAUCAAAUCUAGGGAUUGAGCAAAACCCACGAGUUUUUAACUUAAUGGGGCACCAUAAUUUGGGGGUUUUUCCAUUUCCAUGGCUUCUGCUGCUAUGUCUGGUUUCCCUGUCUGCGGCGAAGUUUGUGGUGGAGAAAAAUAGCUUGAGGGUUACUUCUCCUGAGAGAAUCAGGGGAACUUACGAUUCUGCCAUUGGAAAUUUUGGGAUUCCUCAGUAUGGAGGUAGCUUGGCGGGUAUGUUGGUUUAUCCUAAGGAGAAUCAAAAAGGGUGUAAAGAGUUCAGUGAUUUCCAUGUUUCGUUCCAGUCGAAACCAGGGUCUCUUCCUCUGUUCGUCAUGGUUGACCGUGGAGACUGUUUAUUUGCUCUUAAGGUUUGGAACGCCCAAAAGGUCGGUGCUUCUGCAGUUCUUGUUGCAGACCAUCUCGAUGAGCCAUUAAUUACUAUGGACUCACCUGAAGAGGAUGGUUCGACUGCGACAUACGUACAGAAUAUAACCAUACCAUCUGCGCUUAUAAGAAAGAGUUUCAGCGAACAGUUAAAGAAAGAAAUCAAUGCUGGUGAAAUGGUCAGCCUGAGUCUUGACUGGCGAGAAGCUGUUCCGCAUCCUGAUGACCGUGUGGAAUACGAGCUUUGGACUAAUAGUAACGAUGAAUGUGGGUUUAAGUGUGACAUGUUAAUGGAAUUUUUGAAAGAAUUCAAGGGUGCUGCACAGAUACUUGAGAGGCGUCACUAUACUCAGUUUACGCCACACUAUAUAACUUGGUUCUGUCCCGAGGCGUUCACCUUAAGCAGACAAUGCAAAUCACAGUGCAUCAAUCAUGGAAGAUAUUGUGCUCCUGAUCCCGAGCAGGAUUUUAGGUCGGGAUAUGAUGGAAAAGAUGUAGUAAUUGAAAACCUGAGACAGCUAUGUGUUUAUCGAGCUGCAAAUGAUAGUGGAAAGCCCUGGGUUUGGUGGGACUAUGUGACUGAUUUUCAAAUUCGAUGUCCCAUGAAGGAGAAGAAGUACAACCAGGACUGUGCUCACUCUGUAAUCAAGUCACUCGGGCUCGAUAUCGACGCAAUAGAAAAGUGCAUGGGAGACCCAAAUGCUGAUUCUGAAAAUCCUGUCCUCAAAGAAGAGCAACAAGCUCAGAUUGGGAAGGGAUCACGGGGCGAUGUAACCAUAUUGCCAACUCUCGUGGUCAAUAAUCGGCAGUAUCGAGGAAAGCUGGCUAAGGGUGCUGUUUUGAAGGCCAUUUGUGCAGGUUUUGAGGAAGCUACUGAACCAUCUAUUUGUUUGAGUAGUGAUAUUGAGACAAAUGAAUGCUUGGAGAAUAAUGGUGGUUGCUGGCAGGAUAAAGCAGACACCAAUCUUACAGCUUGCAAGGAUACUUACCGUGGGAGGGUUUGUGAGUGCCCGUUGGUAGACGGGGUGCAGCUUAAAGGAGAUGGUUACACCAUCUGUGAAGCUAGAGGGCCUGGAAGGUGUAACGUCAAUAAUGGCGGUUGUUGGCAAGAAAGUCGUAAUGGACGUUCAAUGUCUGCUUGUGUGGAUAAUGGGGAGGCCAAGUGUAAAUGUCCUCCAGGAUUUAGAGGUGAUGGUGUCAAAAGUUGUGAAGAUAUUAAUGAAUGCAAAGAGAGGAAGGCUUGUCAAUGUCCCGAGUGUAGCUGCACGAAUACGUGGGGAAGCUAUGACUGCAGUUGUAGUGGUGAUCUUUUAUACAUGAGGGACCAUGAUACAUGCAUAAGUAAGCAUGCUGGUGCAGUGAAAUCAUCUUGGAGUUUCUUUUGGGUUAUCUUGAUAGGCCUGGCUAUUGCUGCUGGUGGAGCAUAUAUGGUAUACAAAUACAGAUUAAGGGCAUAUAUGGAUUCUGAGAUCAGAGCUAUUAUGGCACAGUAUAUGCCCCUGGACAGCCAAGGAGAAGUGCCAAACCAUGUCCACGAGGACCAUAUGUGAAAUCGAUUAACGUCGUUCAUUGUGCUUUUGAAUCCAAUCGUCAAAUUUUUGGACAUAGAUCUCAUGUCGUGUUGUGUUAUGUUAUGCUGUGGCUGUAAACUUGAAAGCGUUCAUUGGUUAGAGGCUGUGAACUUGUUGACAGAUGAAGAUACUUGUAGGUUUUAGGUUAUAUGUUUGACUAGGAAUUUAGCUUGAAGAAUAUGAGAAAUCUGCCAACAACAUAACUUAGCUUCAUGACAUUGCUCUCUGUUCAUGUUGGAUAAAACACGUUUUUUUUCUUCUCGUCUU
This is a messenger RNA of Cucurbita maxima (winter squash), 2392 nucleotides long. Its product is annotated as vacuolar-sorting receptor 4-like. Bases 212 to 2104 code for a protein of 630 amino acids. The transcript is spliced from 12 exons. NCBI's taxonomy places the organism in Eukaryota, Viridiplantae, Streptophyta, Magnoliopsida, Cucurbitales, Cucurbitaceae. Gene Ontology annotation, molecular function: calcium ion binding. The record is from RefSeq and is a predicted model, not a curated record.